Messenger RNA from Aethina tumida (small hive beetle), 5264 nucleotides. It is a transcript of the gene Isha, whose product is annotated as SR-related and CTD-associated factor 4. Bases 114 to 3938 code for a protein of 1274 amino acids. Lineage: Eukaryota; Metazoa; Arthropoda; Insecta; Coleoptera; Nitidulidae. Gene Ontology annotation, cellular component: nucleus. The transcript is spliced from 14 exons. Gene Ontology annotation, molecular function: RNA binding. The record is from RefSeq and is a predicted model, not a curated record.
UAAGAUGGCGUCUAGUGCUUCUAUUUUUGGCAUAAUAUUGAAAUAGUUCGCCGAAAAUGUUCCAUACUUCCCAUUUACAUAGCUAACGAAUACUGAAACACCAAACAGCAGCCAUGGAUGCGGUUAAAGCCUUCAAUGCAGAGCUCUCUGCCCUGUAUGAGGUGAGACCUCCAAUAUCCAAAGCCAAAAUGACUGCCAUCACGAGAGGUGCUAUCAAAGCCAUAAAGUUCUAUAAACAUGUAGUGCAAAGUGUGGAGAAGUUCAUUUUAAAGUGCAAAUCUGAAUACAAAGUGCCUGGACUCUAUGUAAUAGACAGUAUAGUGCGCCAAUCGAGACACCAGUUUGGUGACAAGGAUGUGUUUGCACCCAGAUUUGCCAAGAAUAUGCAACAGACAUUUGUUAAUCUUUUCAAAUGCCCCGCUGAGGACAAAAGUAAAAUAAUCAGGGUUCUGAACCUUUGGCAAAAGAAUCAGGUGUUCGCUCCAGAAGUAAUACAGCCCCUGUUCGAUCUGACGGACCCCAACAACCCGAUCCACAAAGAAUUAGGCACGCCGAUGCAGUCGAACGGAAUUAAUCAAAACGCCGCAAAAGGUUCCCCCGCACUGCAAAAGACACCGACCAAAGGAAGUCAACCGCAAGGGAAUGAGGUCGCACACGGAGCUUCGAAUUUGAAUUUGACGGACCCAGUGAUUCUGGCCCAGCUUCAGCGCCUGUUGCAGAGGGGCGCAGACAAUUCGGGUAAAGCGGACGGUCAAGUGCACUUCGACAAGAAACUGCUCGAUUAUGAUUACGGCGACGAUGACGAAGAGGUCAAUCCGUCGCCGCGUCCUCCCGCCGAUUCCGUCUCGAGUCUUCUUGCGAAUCCUGAGGUGAUCAGACAUCUGCAGACGAUACAACAGGGCAUGCAGUCGAGUCACCCCGACAUGGACAUGGACAAGAUGAGGAAGCUGCAGGAAAUGAAGCAGCAGGAAGACGAGUUUGAGAAACACCUCGCACAAACCGUGCCGAACUUGCCGUUCGCCGCGGAGUGCGAUUUCAAACCGGGCGGCAACGCAUCGGUGAUGGGCGGCUAUUAUCUGCCGCCCGGCCAAGACCUGACCCUGCCGCCACCCGGCUACAAGACCGCCGAGUACGACAUGUCGCAACCCAACAACGUGGACUAUAGCGGCGGCAAUAACACUAGUGGAGACGUCGAAGUGAUCACCCUGGAUCAUGAUGAUUCACGUAGCGUCUCGCCCGACGACCGAUACAGAGAUCGUAGACGACGAAGCAGAUCUCGGGACAAAUCGCGGGACCGAGGCAGAGACCGCGACAGGGACCGAAGACGACGGUCCCGCGAUCGGUCCAGGUCCAGAGGCAGAAGACACAGGUCCCGUUCCAGAGAUCGGAAUCGGACCAAAGAAAAGGAAAAAGAGAAAGAGACCGAGAAAGACAAAGAGAGGAAGAAGCGUGGUCUGCCUGCGAUCAGAAAGGAGAAUUUGAGCGUGUGCAGUACCACGCUUUGGGUUGGACAUCUUUCGAAACUGGUUCAUCAGGACGAUCUGUCGAAUACGUUUGGCGAGUUCGGCGACGUGGUCAACAUAGAUCUGAUAUCGCCUAGGGGGUGUGCAUUUAUUGUUAUGCACAGGAGACAGGACGCGGCCAGGUGUUUGAACAAACUGAAAAACCACGUGCUUCACGGGAAAGCAAUAACGUUGGCUUGGGCCCCCGGUAAAGGUGUCAAAGGCAAGGACCUAAAGGAUUACUGGGAGGGCGAUCUGGGCGUGUCGUACAUUCCGUGGAGCAAACUCAAGCCGGACAUCGAUUUGGAGAUGCUCGAGGAGGGCGGCAUGAUCGAUGAGGAUACGAUGCCCGAAUGGAUGAAGAACAAAAUGGCAGCAAUGUCUGCCACUCGCAAUCCGAACGCCGCCUACAUGGCACUGACGGACGUGACAGGGGCCAAUCCCGCACCGACCGUCGACACUAGCCAACCGCCGCCCAUACCGGGUGCCGGCCUCCUUCAACCGUCGCUCACGUUGUCGCUCAUGAAUCCGUUCCAAUUCAACAACAGACUGUUGGGACCGGUGGGCAUGAACGUGACCGGUAUGAUGCCGCCCAACAUACCGAUCGGUGUGCCACCACCCAACAUGCCCACGGCGGCCAUGAUGCCCAACCAACUUCUCGGCUUGGGUUCGCCGUUCCAGGGGCCGCCAGGCAUAAUGCAGCAGAUGAUGGACGGCAAAGCCAGUUCGCAGUCAUCGGACUCGAAAGGGUCGUUGUUGAACAUGACACAGCCUUUUGGCAUGGUACCUCAACCUCCAGUCGGCUUGCCGGCACCUCACGAUGAUAAUAUGGACAUUGAGAUGGAGGAUGCGGAAAAGCCGGAAGUUAAGCCAUUGUCGUUGAGUGAGCAGUUGCAGGCGUCGAUGAAUCAGUUUAACAGGGAUGGCGACAAAAGAGACAAUGGCCGAGACGAAAGGGGGAGGAGGCGGUCAAGGAGUAGAGAUCGCGACAGAGAUCACAAUCGAGACAGAGAGAGACGUGGUAGCAGAGAAAGAGAUCGGGAACGGCGUGACUCUAGGGAUACGAGUCGCGGAGGGCGGGGCGAUGGCCGUCGUGAACGCAGGGACGAUCGCCGUGACCGGCCGAACCGCUGGGGUGAUCGGGACAACGGCCGCCGCGACAAUCCCGGCAGGGAGAACGACAUCGAAGGUCGCAGAGAUCGAGAGAAAACGCUCAACGAUCGUCUACAGGAAAUGGCAGGAAUGCCCGACAGGUCGAAUGACCGUCCGGGAAGGGAACGUAAAGUGUCGGAGUCCGGUUCCGUGAAGAAGUUUGGCCAGGAAUUGGCGCCGCCGCCUGACCCGGCCCUCUUUAUGCACGGUGCCGGAGGCCCGCCCGGCGAUUUCGGUCCGCCUUCCGGCGCCGACUUUGGGCCGGCCGGACCCGAUUACGGGAUGCGUGGACCGCCGAUGCGUGGUCCACCGAUCGACGAUUACCCGCCUGAUUUCAAUUCGCGCAUGAACGGUCCGAUGAUGGGUCCGCCAGAUAUGAUGAUGGACGGGCCGCCGGAUAUGAUGGACGGACCGCCGCACUUGAUGGACGGGCCGCCUCACUUGAUGGACGGACCGCCUCACUUAAUGGACGGGCCGCCCCAUUUGAUGGAUGGACCGCCUCACUUAAUGGACGGGCCGCCCCAUUUAUUGGAUGGGCCCCCACACUUAAUGGAUGGGCCGCACAUGGGACUACCUCAUAGGAUGCAUCAUGACGACGGCUUCCGAAGAGGCGGCAGACGCGGCGACUACCGCGACGAAUUCGAAUCGAGGAUGCGCGGCCCCCCCGACUUCUACCCACGCGAUGACUACGGUCCUCGCGGUCCGCCCCAUAUGCGCGGGGGCCCGCCGGACUUCGGACCUCGCGGUCCUCCGAUGAUGCGCGGCGACUUUGGGCCCAGGGGUCCGCCUCGGUUCGGGCCACGGGGACCACACAUGCGAGCCAGAGCACCCCGAUUUGACAGUUUUGGUCCGCGAUUCGACGGUCCGCCGGACUUCUACCGGGGUCCCGGCGGUCCUAGGGGACCACCGCCGCCCGGUAUGUACGACGAACCGCCACAUCUUAUGAGACAUCGGGGCGGCCCGCCGUUCGACGAUCGCCGACGAAGCGGCCGAUCCGAUUUCCACGAGUCCGACGGUCCGCCGGUCGAGAGACCGGAACGGCGUAGCCGGUGGGGUAAUGAUACGCCAACGGCCGACGAGGUGCCGGUAAAACAGGAUGCCGAAGAAGAACAAAAGGACGAGGGCAAAGGUGGUAACUGUACGCCGUUGGUGGAUGAAUGUCCGGUGCCGGGAGAGGAGCCCGUAUCUGUGCCUGUAGUGGAGGAACCACCGGAAGAAUGUGCACCACCAGCGGAACCGGAGGCAGCGCCCCAAGAGGAACCUGUUGAAGAGAAAGCUGAGUAACAUAGAUUAAGUGGGAAGUCGUAUGUUCUAAGCAAUUGGUUUUCACGACAAGCAUGCAUAUUUCAGAAUAUAAACUGGUUGUGUUAAUUGAUUGUCUAGUAUGUAUAAUGUUAAAAUCAUUUUCUCUAAAAUAUCAUUAAGUGAGGCAGUUUGAAGACGAGAUAAAACGCAAUGAAAUCAAUUUUAGUGCGAAUUGUAAUUUAGGCAAUGAAAGUUUUUUGUACAUAAUUAUUUUAAACAGAGUUCUAUUAAUUGAAACAUUGAGAGCUGUAAGUGGAACAAACUAUUGAGGCAUUCAGUAGCUGUGAUGUGAGUGUAGUGAACACAGGUGACCCCCACUCAGGGUUUGUCUUGUUUUUAUAUCAAUAAGGUGCAAAUAAAACGUUUUUAUUUAUUUAUAAAAAUAUUUUAGUCUUUUUUAUCAGAGUUAAAUUUGUUAAGUAAGGAUUAUUAUGGGAUAUUCAGCAAAAGGUAGGUCUCUUGUGUUCACCACAGCUGAGGAGGAGCUCUUGGUGCCUACCUUCAAAUGGAAGGAUAGGUACAAGGUAUGGUUCAAGUUCUCUAUUUUUACCGCAAAAUCGCAAAAUUUAUAGUAAUACAAAAAUCUAUUUUUUAUACAGGAUAUGUCACAUGUUCAAUUUGACCUUUAAAUUGAUCAAUUACAUUUAAUUGAUUAUUAAUUAUUUAAUUAAUAUUUAACAUUUUUGUAUAUAUUACACAAUUAGUAGAUCAAAGAUUAUCAUCUAAUGUAAUAAUCAAAAUUCACGUAUGUAUGUCAUAUUCAUAUUACAAAUUAUUAUAUUUUGUAGGCAAUCACCUAUUGCAUUAUAACAAUGACUAUCCUGCUUCAAAUAUCAUUUUCAUGUGCAUACCUUUUUUUAUUUUGUAUUGCUUUAAAUUCCAUUACCUUGAUUAUUAAAAAUCAACAUUCAUCGAUAUUGAAGAUUUAAUAAAUUUUAUUUAAAUAUUUAUAUAAUGGACACAAUUCUUCAGUGUCGAUGUUUUUGUAAAUAUGAUAUGCUUUAUAAUAUUCUUAUACUACUAUAAAGUAUAUUAUAUUAUAUUGUUUUGACAUUGCUAAAAGCUCUUAGAUUAUAUGUAAAUAAUAUCUAAUAUCUUGAAUUUUAUGUUUUAAACGCAUAUAGUUCUAAUGAAUAACGUGUACAUAAAAAUGUGUACGUGAUUUUAAACGAGUUAUUAUGUAAGUGCAUCAAUUAUAUACCUGAUUUAUAGGUAAUACCUAAUUAUAUACUUGAAAGGGAUUACAUGUUUUAUUGGUUUUUAUGUAUGUAGUUAGUAUUGAAAAUAUAGUUGUACUAAAUCGAA